AUGGCGCGCGAAUUCGGCCUAGACAAGAGUUUCCUCGAGCGGCUUCUCGCUCGUCCUCUGUACAGCGACGAUGGUGGGCGCGGUACUGCGUACAUCAAGCUCACGCAGAACUACCGCUCGCACAAUGCGAUCCUGCAGUUCCCGAACGAACGGUUCUACGACGGCGAGCUCCAGGUGUGCGGCGCGCCGGAGGUGAUCAACUCACUCCUGCGGUCGCCGCAGCUCGCGGCGCCGCAGUUCCCCGUUGCGCUGCAGGUCAAGUCGUACAUCACCAAGCUGAUCGCAGAUCGACGCUUCCCCGUCACGGCACUGGAGAUCGGGGUCAUCGCCCCGUACCAUGCGCAAGUGCGCAAAAUCCGGCGGCUCCUCCAGAAGGCGAACCUCGCGGACGUCAAGGUCGGCUCCGUUGAGGAGUUCCAGGGCCAGGAGCGUCGGGUCAUUCUGCUUUCGACGGUGCGCAGCAGCACAGACUUGCUGACGUACGACGCCAAAUUUUCGCUUGGGUUCCUCGCGAACCCGCGGCGCUUCAACGUGGCCGUCACGCGCGCGAAGGCGCUGCUCAUCGUCGUGGGCGACGCGCCCAUCCUCUCCAUCGACCCGCUGUGGCGGUCCUUCAUGAACUACAUCCACGCGGGCGGCGGCUGGCGCGGGGACGCGCCGACGUGGGACGUGAACGCGCCCGUGCAGGACGAGGCCGACUACGCGGACGAGCUCAGGGAGGCGGUCGCGGCGGAGAUGAGCGCGGCGGUCGCGCUGCUCGGGCCGGAGGACGAGGAGGAAGAGAUGGUGGACGAAGAGGCGGAGGCGAAUGUUGAUCGUGCCAUGGAGUGGCACGAGAAUGACGGGGGCGACGCUGCGGACUGGCUUCGGCAGGUCAAGCUCGUCGUCGAGCUCUACUGUACGCAGUGUCAAGUCAGCGUCCCGAGCGCGAAGGAAUGGGACGCGCAUCUCGCCGAACGUCCCCACGGCCAUGAACGUCCUUGCAACCCUGCAGCCCACGACGAGUUCUUCUGCCUCGUCUGCAAGAAGUUCAUCCCUCCCUCUUCCGAGCCUAAGCAGGGCCACUCGAAGACGAAGUUCCACAAGGACCUCGAGGCGAUCGCCGCCUUCAAGGCCGAAUGGAAGGAAAGAACGCCCUCGACAGGCCGUCAUCGUCUCGCACAGGGAGGGCGUCAAGUUCGGAAGCGUUGUUCCUGA
Epithele typhae is the source of this 1197-nucleotide messenger RNA. RefSeq names its product P-loop containing nucleoside triphosphate hydrolase protein. The transcript is spliced from 7 exons. The record is from RefSeq and is a predicted model, not a curated record. Lineage: Eukaryota; Fungi; Basidiomycota; Agaricomycetes; Polyporales; Epitheliaceae. Bases 1 to 1197 code for a protein of 398 amino acids.